Oncorhynchus nerka (sockeye salmon) is the source of this 679-nucleotide messenger RNA. Its product is annotated as glutamate dehydrogenase, mitochondrial-like. The coding region runs from base 1 to 408 and encodes 135 amino acids. The record is from RefSeq and is a predicted model, not a curated record. NCBI's taxonomy places the organism in Eukaryota, Metazoa, Chordata, Actinopteri, Salmoniformes, Salmonidae. The transcript is spliced from 4 exons.
AUGAAUGUUGAUCGACUAGAUAUACUUGAAAAUACGAUGGUUGCCAAUGAUCAGGUUACAUUGCUACAUUGCCAUUUAACUAUUUAUCUCUCGAUCCCUCGAUGUCUCUGUGUCCAUUCUGGAGAGUUUGUAAAGCAGGGAGGACCGAUCCCUGUUGUUCCCACCGCUGACCUCCAGACCAGAGUCGCUAGUGCUUCUGAGAAGGACAUUGUUCACUCUGGGCUGGCCUAUACCAUGGAGAGAUCUGCCAGGCAAAUCAUGCGUACGGCCAGUAAGUACAACCUGGGUCUGGACCUGCGGACGGCUGCGUACGUCAACGCCAUCGAGAAGGUGUUCAAGGUCUACAACGAGGCCGGCAUUGAGAAAGUGAAGCAUAUCACAGAAGGCUCCUGUCAGAGAAGGACCUGACCUUUAAGAAAGCCUGUGAUAUAGCACUUGGACUCGAGCUUGCCCACAGGGAUACUAUUGAGCUAUCGGGACAUGCAGAACGUCAGAAAGGUGUUCACAAGGUCAGUGAUGCACGUGGUGAAAAAAGCUCACAAAAGUCACACUUUUUUCAGUCCCGUCCUCAAGGUUACACAAGAACAAGGGGAACGGCACCUCAGUACCUCCAGGCUCUGAUCAGGCCCUACACCCAAACAAGGGCACUGCGUUCAUCCACCUCUGGCCUGCUCGCCUC